Messenger RNA from Cladocopium goreaui, 2168 nucleotides. Lineage: Eukaryota; Dinophyceae; Suessiales; Symbiodiniaceae. The record is from the annotation of a GenBank genome assembly.
GACUUUAGCUUGUGCCAGCCAUUGCUCCAGACCGGAGGACAGACCUCAUGGCACCUGGACGGAGCCCAGAGUCAGGUUCAAGCUGCAGCAGAUCUGGAUCCGAAGAGGAUCAGCCCCUUGUCACGGUUGUUCGUGCAGAGCUCGUUCGCGGACAUCGGCCAGUGGUGGUUUCCGAGGUGCCAGUGUACAUUGGGCUCAAAGAUCAAGAUGGAAGGCAGUUCGAAGACAAAGGAAACUGUCCAAAUGUCAAGUACCGAUGGCUACGGGGACCAGUGGUAAAGCCUUGCUACUAUCACCCGCACAAGAUGUCCCAGAUCAAAGAUGUGGGGCGGACUCACUUGUGCUUUUGCUCGAAGGAAUGCUUUCUGAAAGGUUACCACGAAAUCCCGAAGAACUUGUGGGCAACCAAGGAUGAUGUGGAAAAGCAGGAAUUGAUUGCAGAGUGGACCGAAGUGGCCAACACGCGAUCCUAUUGCCCGAGCAAGGAGGACAUAGAUCGCCCCCUUCGCCUUGAGAUCACACCCUUGGUAAAGGGCGGUUCAAAGUCCAGCAAAGGUGGCAUGACCAUUACCACCGGGACAGUCAUCCCGACACCGCAAGAGGCACGCUGCCGUCGGACACUGAUGAACAAGAAUGCGGCGACCUACGAUGGUACAUCAUUGUUGAAUGGCGCCGAAUGGCUUACCAAGCAGUUCAAAGUGAUGAACUGGAAUGUUCUGGCGGACCUCUACGCAAAUGAAUCAGUGUAUCCUUACUGUGAAAAGUGGGCUCUCAAUUGGACAUGGAGGAAACAUUUGAUCAUGAAGGAGCUGAAGUCAAUGGCUGUUGAUAUCAUCACCCUUCAAGAGGUUCAGAAAGAUGCAUUCGACGAAUGGUUCAGGCCCCAGCUGCAUGAGGCAGGCUAUGAAGGUGUCUUUCAGCAGAAGAAGCGGGAUCCAAUCUUCCACCGUGGUAAGUACACAGCAGAAGGCUGUGCUACUUUCUACAAGACUACCCGAUUCCGUCGCGUUGAGAAGCAGGUGAUCGACUACGACAAAGAGACUUCUACCGAGAUUCGAGGUGCCGGCUUGGAGUUCGAGAACGAUCGAUGUCUUCAGCGGCUGUCCAAAGGCAACAUUGCUCUUGUUGUCGUCUUGGAAGACUUGCAAAUCAAGGCUUCUCCAAAUAGUGGUCAGGCUGGCGAAAACGGCGGUCACUGCCUGGUCGUGGUCAAUACCCACAUUCUUUGCGACCCAAGCUCUUCUGAUGUGAAGCUGUGGCAGUCCUACUUGCUGGUGAAUUCCCUUCGGAAGAUGAACUGGCAUACAUUGCCACUUCUGCUUGCUGGCGACUUUAACUCUACUCCUGACUCAGCUGUUUAUGACUUUCUGAAGAACGCAUACGUCCCAGAUGGUCACGAGGAUCUUCGCCACGAUCCAUCAGGACUGCUGAGCAGGUUUAGGCUCCAGAUGCGGCAUGAUCUUGCUUUGACCACGGCAUACGCAAAGUGCACUGGAGCGGAGGCGAAAUUUACCAAUUACACGGAGGACUUCAAGGGCACGCUGGACUACAUUUGGUUUUCACCAGAGGCACUGCAUGUGGUGGCAGUUACGCAAGUGGAUGAAGAGGGCGAAUUGAAGAAGGAGCAUGCCCUGCCUUCCAGCAAUCGCCCCUCUGAUCAUGUGUCACUUGUGGCUACAUUUGUCUUCAAGGAAGAGGACGAGCAAAAGGCUCAAGCUCGACACGCCUUGAGUGCCCACCAGUACCAUCACAUGACUGGUUUUACUGCUCAAGGAGGAGGUUGGGGAUACGAGUCCUAGCUCCACAGCCAGAAUCGAUGAAGUGCAAACUAGUGGCUAAUGAAAGUUCAGUGCCCUUGAGGACUGGCCCGCUGCAUCUGACCCACUGAUGAUUGUUUUGGAUGCCGGACUGCCCCGGUGAUACGAAUCGGGAGGCAGAACUGGACAGUCCUGCCACCAGACUGGGUGGAAGGCUUGAUGAAGCACCAGAAAGAUAUUAUGGAUGAUCAUAUGAGCAGCCCCAGUGGCAGGGCCUCUAAAAACCUGGAUGUCUGACGAAUCUGUUAGCAUCUCUGUUCCCAGUAGCUAGGACAGUAGCUAGGAACUUAUUCUUUGGUGAGCAAUAUGCUCAUAGCUCCAGUAGUUUGUUCUCCGGUGGCUGGUCAUUUG